AUGCGGCCUCUAGUCCUGCUGUGGAGCUGCCUGGUGCUCCCAGGUUAUGAAGCCCUGAAGGGUCCGAAGGAGGUCAGUGGAUUCGAAGGUGACAAGGUGUCCCUGCGGUGCACCUAUGAGAAGGUGGUGAGGACACACAGGAAGUACUGGUGCCGGCAGGGUGGCAUCAUGGUGUCCCGCUGCACUGACAUUGUCUACACAAGUCAGAACCAGGAGGUGGCACAGGGCAGGAUGUCCAUCCGAGACAACCCCCGAGAGCUCUCGAUGACGGUGACCAUGAGGGACCUUACCCUGAAGGAUGCGGGGAAGUACUGGUGCGGGAUUGACCGACUGGGUUUCGAUGAGGCUUUUGAGGUCUCUCUCAUUGUCUUUCCAGGAAAAAGGGGCAGUCCCAUCCCCACUGGCACCUGCUGUCCUCCCUCCCCCAUCCCUUCCUUCCAGCCUCUUCCAGCUACAAGGAGCCUGCAGCCCAAGGCAAAAGCCUGGCAGACUCAGCUCCCAGAACCGACUUUUCCGGGUCUCCAACCGACAGUCGUCACAGCCAAGCAGGGGAAGACAGGGGUUGAGGCCCCUGGGUUCACCGAGGCGGCCCUGGCCCGGUCUGCAGGAACCUCCCGGGUUCUCCCAGGAACCUCUCCAUAUGCUGGGAGUUCUCCUCACACAGCGUCCCCAGCCUGGUCUGCAGGAACCUCCCCUCCCCCGGGAACCUCUCCAUAUGCUGGGAGCUCUCCUCAUACAGCGACCUCUCCUCAUGCAGGGAGCUCCCGCCCAGCCAUCUGGCUGCCCCCCACCACACCAAAGGACUCCAAGGCUAUAGUCAGCGGGGUCUCCAAGUCCAGUGUGUCCAUCCCGGUGGUCCGCAUGUUGGCCCCUGUCUGGGUCCUCUUGUCCCUUGUGCUGGCUACCGUUCUGAUUGCCUUUGGCAGCCACAUGCUCCGGUGGAGAAAGAAAGCUUGUCUGACCACGGAGACACGGAGGAAUGAGAAGGUCUACCUCCCAGCCUCGCCGCCAGGGAACAACUGGGUGCCUGAGGAUGCCAUGAUCAACCUCGAGGCGCCUCCCGAGUGUCUCAGCAACCCCAAGCCCUCUGCGCCCUCCAUGGAGACCCAGCACCUCAGUCAGACUACAGAGGAAAAGGCAGCCCCUUCCCUGGACGCCAAGGAGGAUGUGACGGCAGCUUCUCCCCUGCAGAUGUCUGCUGAGGAACUGGCCUUCUCCGAGUUCAUCUCUGUGUAACUGCGGAAUGACAAGUGAGCAGGAUUCCUACACUUGGGCCUGGUGGAUCCUCCGCUCCCUCUAGCCCGGAGAGUCCUCCUUCCUUCUCUCUGUCACUGUGGGUUCUCCUAGAGCUCUGACCAUGACACCAUGACCCCAGCAAGAGCUCCCUGAUACCUCCGUGGUCAGGCACACAGUGGAGGCCAUGGAGGCGGCCAGUCCAGGGAUUGGCUGUCUUUCCUUCUCCUUCCCCAUGCCACUGUAUACCUAGCUUUGGAAGGACAUUGGAGGAAGGUUCCUUAUCGUCUCUGUCCAGAAGGGCUACUACUCCAUGGGCUCUGGAGACUAAGGGAGGGAACCAGAGUAGGGCGGUCAGCUGAGAGGAGAGUUGGGGCAGGAAGAAACUAGACCCUGGUUACGAGAGGAUAAUGCUAAAUCCAGGCCAGCCGGGUAACGGGAAGAUAGACUGGCACAACUAUUUUUUCCCCCUUUUUCUAUUUUGUUUUGAAAAACGGCAUGCUGGGAAGCGAAGUGCUCAGCAUAUAAAACAUAAAAAUAGGGAAGAAAGACGAAAAGGAGGAAAGUGCUGUUAAGGUCGUCUAUAACCUUACCAAGCCCCGUUGACAUCCCUGAGUGCACUUGCCUGGACCCCUCCUCCCUCUUCCUUCAUGUGUUUUGCGGCUGCUCACUUCACAGAGGGGCCGUCCCACUGCGCACUGCAUGCCGCCCUCCCCAUCUUAUCCCAUCCUGAGCAAUCCCUCUGUGUCCUACAAACCUUGUACAAUAAACUGUUUCUCAGCUGCAUAAUGUUUCAGCAUAUGGGUGUGCCUCAGUUUACCCAACCCGUUCUCUGUCACUAGCUGUUUAAUUUGCAGGGUGAAACUUUGUGCAGGGGCUUUAGCUGCUACUGGAAAUCUCUAGGAGGCUUUGCACGUGUGGAAACAGGUGGUUCUGGGGAAGAAAAUGUUUUCCUUUUAUUCUCUUCUUUUUCUAACCUUCCCCCUUCCCGAGGUCCUUCGCUUCUCCUCUCGCUCCGUCCUCUCCUAACCUUUCCUGGAGGGGUGUCUUGGUAGCUCAAGAGUUUGCUGUGCAAGCAAGAGGACCUGAGUUCAGGCCCCUUGGAAAAGCAUCACUGUGAGUCUGUGACCCCAGUGCUGGAGCAGAGGAGGAUGGUGAAUUCCAGGAGCACAUUAGCCAAAACAUCAACCUGCAGACUCAGUGAAAGACCAUGUCAAAACCUAGAGGAAGACACCCAGUGUAGACCUCUGGCCUGUACAGGUACACAUGGUCAAGUGAAAACACACACACACACACACACACACACACACACACACACACAGAAUCUGUACCUACAAGAACACAGGACAUGCAACUCCAUUAAUACAUUAAAAAUUGGGAUAAGCAGUGAUCCAGUCAAAUAGCAGACAACACCCAAAAAGUUCAUCCAAAGUGGACUUUCCAACCUGACAGAGUAGUACAGACCUGUAAUCCCAGUAUUUAGGAGAUGAGGGAGAAGAGUUC
Messenger RNA from Peromyscus californicus insignis, 2736 nucleotides. It is a transcript of the gene Cd300lg, whose product is annotated as CD300 molecule like family member g. The transcript has 8 exons. The record is from RefSeq and is a predicted model, not a curated record. Gene Ontology annotation, molecular function: transmembrane signaling receptor activity. Gene Ontology annotation, cellular component: plasma membrane. Bases 1 to 1236 code for a protein of 411 amino acids. Lineage: Eukaryota; Metazoa; Chordata; Mammalia; Rodentia; Cricetidae.